GCGACAGCAGACGGUGGCGGCAUGAGCUACCACCAGCUCCCAGUGGUGAUCGACAACGGCUCGGGCGUGAUCAAGGCGGGCCUGGCGGGGACCCGCGAGCCCCGGUUUCUCUACCCCAACAUCGUGGGCCGCGCCAAGCGCGUGGGCAAGGCGGCCGAGGGGCAGGAGCUGUGCGUGGGCGACCAGGCGCAGGACAGGAGGAGCUCGCUGUCCAUCAGCUACCCGGUGGAGCGCGGUCUCAUCACUUCCUGGGGGGACAUGGAGGUCAUGUGGAAGCACAUCUAUGACUCUAACCUGAGCCUGAAGCCCUGCGAUGGUCCAGUCUUGAUUACCGAGUCGGCCCUGACCCCCAUAGCCAAUAGACAACAGAUCUCCGAAGUGUUUUUUGAGCACCUGGGUGUUCCUGCCUUCUAUAUGUCCAUCCAGUCUGUGCUGGCUCUCUUUGCUGCUGGCUUCACUACUGGCUUGGUGCUGAAUUCAGGUGCUGGGCUUACCCAGUGCGUCCCCGUCUUUGAGGGUUACUGUCUGCCUCAUGGGGUACAGCAGCUAAAUCUGGCAGGCCUUGACCUCAACAACCACCUCAUGAUGUUGUUGAAGAACCAAGGUAUCAUGCUGCUUAAUACUUCAGAAAGAAAAAUUGUUGCAGACAUUAAGGAGACCUGUUGUUACGUGGCAGUGAACUACGAGGAGGAGAUGGGCAAGAAGCCUGGUGGCGUGGAAAAAGUUUACACACUACCGGAUGGGAAGACCAUCAGGCUCUAUGAUGAGCAAUUUCGUUGUCCAGAGGCCCUUUUCUCUCCAUGUCUCAUGAACCUUGACGUCCCUGGCAUUGAUAAGAUGUGCUUCAGCAGUAUAAUGAAAUGUGAUACAGAUUUGAGGAAUUCCUUCUUUUCCAAUAUUGUCCUUGCUGGGGGAUCAACCUCUUUCCCUGGUUUGGACAAGCGGUUAGUUAAGGAUAUAGCAAAGGUGGCCCCUGCCAACACCCCUGUGCAGGUUACAGCUCCUCCAGAAAGGACACUAUCGGUGUGGAUGGGAGGUUCUAUUCUUGCAUCCCUGUCUGCCUUUCAGGACAUGUGGAUCACUGCUGCAGAGUUUAAAGAAGUUGGACCCAAUAUAGUACACCAAAGAUGUUUCUGAAAUACAGAUAAAUGAUUAGAAAAAAAUGUUUUGAGCAUAUGUGACAAAC
This is a messenger RNA of Castor canadensis (American beaver), 1186 nucleotides long. RefSeq names its product actin related protein T3 (gene Actrt3). NCBI's taxonomy places the organism in Eukaryota, Metazoa, Chordata, Mammalia, Rodentia, Castoridae. The record is from RefSeq and is a predicted model, not a curated record.